AUGGCGCCUUAUGGACAUGACCAACGUCGCUGUGGAGGCCGAUGGAAGGGCCCCCCUCGUCGUGAUCGAGCGAGGAAUGGUCAUCCAGGACAACAGUGGUCUCGUCAUUCUUAUCCUCAAGAUGCUAGACGCAGCGAACCAAGUCACGGUUCAUUCGGACGGCAGCAGCAUCAUCCUCCUGGCAGAUGGGGACAUUCUUCUGGUGGCCAUCAAGGCCAAGAACAACGGCCCUCCUUUCCUCGUUGUAUGACGGAGAGUCCUCCUCGUGGUCAAUGGAGACAUGCUUCGGGUCCUCCUGGUCAACGGGGACGGCUGCCUCCUGCUGAUAAUCGAUUCCGACGGUCCUCCCAUCCGCCAGAUUUUGCGGCAACAAAUGGUCGUGAAGGACACAAGCGAUCGAGAUCGCUUUCUUCAGACAGACGCAACGAUACCAGAGGACUUGGGCGGCAGAGAGAAUCAUGUGGCAGCAAUUACAGAACAACCGAUGGUGAUGAAGGGCACAAGCGGUCACGCCACGACAGAGACAACGAUCAAAGCCAGGGACAGUCUCGCCUCCAGCAGCCAUCUCAAAAGUCCAAAUAUCAUAAGAAUGAUGAUGGAGCCGUAGCCAGCAGUCGAAGCCAGCAAAUGCCCCAGUCUCGCCACCAGCAACCAACACACUCCGAUCGUGCCGCGAAGACUUCUCCUCCGCGUCAUGUCCCGAUAGGCAACGCUCGCACAGCACAGGGACAAUCUCAAGACUGCAAACCUCUGCGUAUCACUGCAACUGAAAAUCGAGAAAAAAGCUACAAGCCUUCACAGAAUCAUUCUGCUUCUGUUGAUCCUCCUAUCAAGUAUCCCAUGGCCACCUUGGGUGCCGUUCAGCAUCUCUUCAGCCAGGACAAACAGCAACAACAACAAGCAAAAUGGCAAGAUCAAGCCCCUCUCAUUGAGCAUUCUCCCAAAGCAAUUGCCGUCGACAAGCAGGGAAAGUCACUUGAUUUGAAGGAUCCGAAAGCCACAGCCAAGACCAAUGAUCGAAGCAACAGCAACAGCAACAGCAACAGCAACAUCAACGCCACGCCUAUCAAGAAUCCCAUGUCCACCUUGGGAGCCGUCCAACAUCUCUUCAGCCAUGGCAAGCAGUCACAUGAUUUGAAGGACCCGAAAGCCACGGCCAAGUCUAAUGAUCGAAGCCAUAGCAAAAGCACUGGUGGAUCGGAGAUUGGCAAACCUCAGAAAGUGGCUAGAGCAGCGGCCGCUGAAAAUGAUGUUGCAAUUGCAGACAACGAGAAGAAGACAGCAGCCAAGCAACAGUCAGGUGCGAUGAAAGCUUAUCUGGACGGUUAUGGUACCGAUAGUGACGAGGAGGAGGAAGACAAGAGCAACGACGAGCAGCAGCAGCAGCCUAUUUCCCAACGGUCUCAGCCCCGCGUGCAGCAUCAAAAGUCCGAUCUGAAGAAGCGUCCUCAUCAAGCCAGCAACAGUAAUGAUCGCGUCGCAUUCCGACAAAACAAACGCCUCGACACAAAACAAGUGCUGGGGAGAUCAGUGUUGGCUUCGUUGGAGAACAAGGUGGCUCGGCGCCAAUCAAAACCAAAGGAGCUCCCCAAGCAAACACCAAGCAGCACUGUCGCAAUCAGCAUCAGAGACACCAAGAUGCAGGCGGGCGAGACCGAACACAAGGACAACCAGGCUUCAAAGCAAAACAGCCACGACCGCGACCAACACGACAAAGCAACGGGGUCGGUAGCUGAGACCGUCUUCGACGCCGGGACCAACAUCAGUGCUGAAGCACACACGGGCAAGAUCAAAUUGGCCGGCAAACCCAAAGAUCCUCCAAAAGUUGACGAGAAAGACUUCAUCAUCAAAGCGUCGGCAAAAGAAUCAAAAGACCUGGGUACAUCGGAUGCUGUCCUUGCUACAACUACCGCAGCUCCAGUGACCACGGAAGUCACAUUGAAUGGAUCAGCCGAAGCAGCUGUCGCAAAACCAAGAGAAAUGACUACGGAUGGAGCAUCCACGAAAGGACUGUCAGCCGGUGAACUCCUCUUUUCGGGCUUUUAUGCAACCAAGGAAUCAGGUGUGGACGGCAAGCGCACGAAAGCGACGGAGACGGGCACAAAGCAGGCUACCAAGAAAACAAAGAAGAAGAAGAAGAAGAAGAAGCAAACCGUGGCUGACCGGGUGCUCCGCUGCAAUCCUGCUCUCAGAACCAAUGUCGCAAUCGGAACUCACCUGGUCUUUGCGGUCGAUUCCUCUAAGGUAAUGAAACAGGGUACAAGCGGAGUGUCGGCUGGAAACAGUCUAUCGAAAUGGAAGGUUGUGUUGGAUGGCAUCAAAGGAUUGCUUCCAGAGCAGCUCACGGGCAACGGCGAUCUCGUGAUUUCCCUCGUCACGUUUCACAUGGACAAGGCCCAAACGAUCUUGGAGCGAAUCCCUCUUACUAAAGACUUCAAAAGCAGCACCAUUUGGAAAGAACUUGACUCUCUCUCCGGGUGCAAACCAAGUGGCAACACUGGCUUCAGUACAGGACUUGAAGCAGCCCGGGUUGUUGGAUCGAACAAGGAGCGGGGGCCGAGCAACCAGCGGGUCGUGUUGGUUUUCAUGGCCGCUGGGCGGCCUCUCGAUCUUCAAUCACAGCUCUCCAGCCACCUGCUGGCCAAGGGUCAAAAGAAACAGAAAGUCUCACCAGGUCAAUCCAUUGCAGCAAUGCAGCUCGAGCAUGGAGCUCGCUUCAAGCUUCAUUUGGUCUCACUUAAUGUGCAGGCCAAACCGUGGUUGGAAAACCUGUCAAAUCGAUACAAGGGAACAUUGCAUGAUCCGAUGGAGCCGCUAGUCCGGAAGGAUGGUUCUUUCGUUGAACCGGACAUUGAGCCAGUCUUUCGAUCCAUUUCAUUAUCCGUAACUGCAAUCCGCGGUACCCAGUACCACACUGCCACUGCAACCCGCGACGGACAAGCAUCGGACUCGGCACCUGAGGGUGGAAAAGUAAUCAUGACAGCGCAUCUUGCAGAUCCGGCUAGUGGCAUCACCGCGCCCCGUCGACAGGUCAUCUUGCCUCGAAUGGAAGUUACUACGGAUGCCACGACUUCAGCAGUUUCAACGCUUCCAUUUGAACCCAUAGACCCCGUCACUGGACAGCCUCGAGAUACCGGGAAGCGCAAGCACACAAACCUUCCCGCCUGGAUGACUCGCAAGCAAUCAGUACCCGAGAAAGACCAGUGCAAACCUCUUGCUGAAGACUCCAAAGUUCCAGCGGUGUCUGAGAAAGACAACUCUACGAGUAGUAGCUCGCAAGUUCCUGCUGUGCUUGGAGCCGUCGUUGCUGAUCCCAACCAGAACUCCAGUCCUCCAGCUAUCCCGGAAGGCCCACAAUUUCCUGCUGUGCUUGGAGCCAUCGUUGCUGAACACAACCAGAACUCCAGUCCUCCAAGUCCUCCAGGUAUCCCGGAAGGCCCACAAGUUCCUGCUGUGCUUGGAGCCGUCGUUGCUGAACCAAAACAGACAGAAAUCCAGCCAAUGACAGUAAAUGAAGACGAGAACCUGCAAGUUCGGGCCACUGGCCACCGAAUGCACUUGAACUCGCCAGCAUGGAUGACUCGCCCAAAGGAACAGGAAGCAGAAGCCGAGAAAGCAGCUGUGGAGUCGAACGCGACGAUCGAGUGA
This is a messenger RNA of Seminavis robusta, 3648 nucleotides long. NCBI's taxonomy places the organism in Eukaryota, Bacillariophyta, Bacillariophyceae, Naviculales, Naviculaceae. The record is from the annotation of a GenBank genome assembly.